Messenger RNA from Mytilus trossulus (common blue mussel), 729 nucleotides. Its product is annotated as complement C1q-like protein 4. The record is from RefSeq and is a predicted model, not a curated record. Gene Ontology annotation, molecular function: protein binding. Lineage: Eukaryota; Metazoa; Mollusca; Bivalvia; Mytilida; Mytilidae. The coding region runs from base 7 to 729 and encodes 240 amino acids. The transcript is spliced from 4 exons.
UUAGGAAUGGCCUCCGUUGGUUUUAUCUUGUUUUCUUGUGUUAGUUUGAUAUUAGUAUCCGAUGCUAUCUCGACAAAAGAUCAAGAAGAUGUACUACAUGCGAUUAAAUCUGCGUACGAUGAAAUGAAGAUGGAAGUUUCGACGCUGAAGAAAGAACUAACACUAAUGAAACAAAAAAAUUGUGAAUGCGGAACGAAAAUCGAAACAAACAGCAAUAAAGGUCCAAGAUUCUUAGUUCCCAAUGGACAGGCUCCGGUGGCGUUCCACACACACCUCUCUGCAAAUUUCAACGUCAGUUCUAAUCAUGCUGUCGCUUACGAUGUUGUCAAAAUAAACGUAGGAGAUGGCUACAACAAAUUCAGUGGUAUAUUCAAAGCACCAGCAGCGGGAUUGUAUUUAAUCACCAAUACAGUUAUGUCAAUGCCUAAUCAUGGAAUCCAUGUUGAGAUUGUUAAAAAUGGAGUAGCCAUUGGCAAGAACUGGGCCGAUCAUAACGGGUACGAGAGCGGUACCAUGUCAGUUAUUAUCGAUCUGGACGUGAAUGACAGUGUUUGGGUGAGAGAUUCAGACGGAGGAACAGAACGUUUAGAGCAUGAUUACAACAGCUUUUCUGGUUUUCUAAUUUAUACGGACAGUAGCAAAUAUUUCAUACAUAUUCAAGAAUUUGAAGUAUCCAUAAUAUCGAUAAAUCAAAGAGCUGAUAGCUCUGAAGUGGAAGAAGGUGAAUAA